Molecule: messenger RNA, 3406 nt
Organism: Oryzias latipes (Japanese medaka)
Lineage: Eukaryota; Metazoa; Chordata; Actinopteri; Beloniformes; Adrianichthyidae
Gene: ppp1r10
Product: protein phosphatase 1, regulatory subunit 10
Cellular component (GO): PTW/PP1 phosphatase complex; chromatin; nucleus
Molecular function (GO): metal ion binding; protein phosphatase 1 binding
Source: RefSeq, a predicted model, not a curated record
UAGGGUAUAUAUACUAAGUCCCUCCUCUAAGCGCUCAUUCCUGGAUUUGGUCAAAGGUAUAAAUUUGCUUUGACGAAGACUGAGCCGUCGAGGACCUUGAAGAACUCUCUUCAGUUUGAUGUUUUUUCUUCAAGUAAUGGACAUUUGAUUACUAUUUUUGCCUCCAGCUUCUUUCCGAAGGAAAGGCUAGCAUUUAGCUAUCAAAGCCCCACCCAUAAGUAUUUAAGUUGAUAUUAAAACCAUGAACUUUUACGACAUUAUAUUGAAAAAAGAACUAUAAGUGCCUGAUUAGCACACCAUAGUUUUCCCGAGACGCCGAGGACCUUUAGAAUCAAUAUGUGUGUUUCAGAAAUGGCGGGGGGACCGGUGGACCCCAGGGACAUUCUGAAAGGAGUCGAGUCUCUGAUGGGAAAGGAUGGGGAGCUUCGCAGUCUGGAAGGGGUCCCCAAAGUGUUCAGCCUGAUGAAAGCCUCCACAAAGAUGGUCAGUCGAUGCAUGUACCUCAACAUACUGCUGCAGACAAAGUCACAUGACAUUCUCAACAGGUUCAUCAGAGUCGGUGGCUACAGGCUGCUCAACUCCUGGCUCACGUACUCUAAAACCACCAACAACACCCCGCUGCUGCAGCUCAUCCUGCUCACGUUGCAGAAGCUGCCUCUCAAAGUGGACCACCUCAAGCAGAACAACACAGCCAAGCUGGUGAAGCAGCUGAGCAAAAGUGCUGACACUGACGAGUUGAGAAAGCUGGCCAGCGUUCUCGUCGAUGGCUGGAUGGCCACCAUUCGCUCCCAGAGUAUGUCUGGCUCUGCUGGCUCUCCAGCAGGCAAAAAGAAAAAGAAGGAGGAGACCAAAGCGCCGGUCAGGGAGGCCAAAGAGAAAAGUGAAGAAGAGAAGAAGAAGGAAAAACCCAAAGCUCACGCACCCAGCCAUGCAAAGAUUCGCUCUAUAGGACUGGAGAUGGAGGCCCCCAACCCAGCUCCAUCCAAGAAGACGCCUUCAGCCCCCGAGCUGGGAGCCAAAUACAACAUCAAGCCACCACUCCUCAAGAGGCCAAGCACUGCUGGUCCCUUCGACGCGCCACCUCUCGAGAAAAAGUACAAACCUCUAAACAUGCCGUCAAACUCAGCCAAAGAGAUCAAAGUAAAGAUUAUUCCCGCUCAGCCUAUGGAGGCCACAGGCUUCCUCGAUGCCCUGAACUCCGCCCCCGUGCCUGGGAUUAAAAUCAAAAAGAAGAAACCUGGUGCUUCAGGCGCUGCAAACAGCAAGGCUGUGUCUCCAACGUCCAACAAGGUGAGCCCCUUUGACAGCAAACCCACUGCAUACCCUUCGUCCUCAAAUAAGUCGCCAUCUCCAGAAGCGGCCACCUCCUCCGCUCCUGGAGAUGAGACACAGGAGCCGGAGCAGCCCGGAACGCCAGUCCCCGCCGACGAUCCAGAGGCUACUGACAAUGGUGAGAAACCUAACGCCCUGGCAGAACCACGAGCAGAAGAUGAAGGCCUGACUAAGAAGGGCAAGAAGAAGAAAACUGUGCACUGGGCAGAAGAGGAGCAGCUCAAACACUAUUUCUACUUUGACUUGGAUGAAACGGAGAGAGUCAAUGUCAACAAGAUCAAGGACUUCGGAGAAGCUGCCAAACGGGAACUGAUGAUGGACAGACAUACGUUUGAGAUGGCUCGACGGCUAUCCCAUGAUGCCAUGGAAGAAAGAGUGCCCUGGACGUCGCCAAGGCCGCUGAUGUUGCCCGGCAGCCUAGUGGCCCCUGGGGCUAACAGCACAGAGAAACUUACCCAGAGAGACCGGGAAAUGGGUAUCCUGCAGGAGAUCUUCCUCAGCAAAGAAAGUGUGCCUGACAGUCCACAUGAACCAGAUCCAGAACCGUACGAACCCAUGCCGCCGCGUCUCAUCCCCCUGGAUGAGCAGGACUCUUCUAUGCUUGAUGACACCUACGCUGAGCCCAUGGACACCACCCCACAGCAGGCCUCCGCCUUGUCCCAGAACGACAACACCAAACUGCCUCCCGUCAUCGCCAAGCUCAUGGUCAAAAUGAGCGGCCUUUCACAGAGCCCGCCGACCAGCAGCACGCCCAGCAAUGUCGCCACCCCGGCUGUGAACGUGCAGGAGCUGCUCUCUUCCAUCAUGGGAGCCACAGGGAGCCAAUCCACAGAGGAGCUGAUAAAGCAGCCUGACUUCUCUGACAAGAUCAAGCAGCUGCUGGGUUCUCUGCAGCAAAGCCAGAACCAGAACCAAGGCCAGACCGGACCGCCUCCAGUCCACCAGGGUCUGCUGGGCCACGGGCCGGGAAUGAACAACAUGAACAACAUGCACAACAUGCACAUGCAGAUGCCCAUGAACGGCGGUUACCCGCCCAACGGCGCCCCAGGCGGCCCCCGCUUUAACCACCCCCCACCCCCACACGCCCACGGACCACCUUUUAACGCGGGCGGAGGCCCACGCAUGAUGGGCCCGCCUCCGGGUCAGGGCAGAGGCGGCGGCGACAACAACUACUGGGGAGAGGAGUCGAUGAGGGGAGGGCCCCACAGAGGGGGGCACUUCCACAGGGGAGGCCGGGGUCGAGGAGGAGAGCCAGGCUUCAGGGGCCGAGGGCGAGGAGGCCCCCGGGGGGGACAUGGUAACAUGAACGACAUGUCCAAGAGGGCCGUGUGUCGCCAUUUUAUGAUGAAGGGCAGCUGCAGGUACGAGGGCAACUGUGCUUUCUACCACCCGGGUGUAAACGGACCCCCCCUACCCCCCAACCACCCUGCAAACCAACACAACCAGCACCCACAACACGGCCACUAGGUGGCUCUGGAGCCCACACUUACUUCAAAGCGGUGAACUUUGUGCUAUGAUUGUGGGAAAUCAGGAGGGAACAGAAGUUUCGCACAGAGGCAGCUGAAGCUGUGAAGGUCACGAGACUCCAGUGGUUUAUGGUCACUUUUAGAGGUGGGACUGAAACAAACGGCCUCAGGUGACACCUUCAACGGGAACUGUCUCUGCAGCCCGGUAGCUCUAACGCUGCAGGUUCAGUGCCGACCUCCAUGGAGCCUCCAACACUUUUUGUGUGCGCACAAAACCAAGACUUAAGCAGCAGACCUGCUGCAGGAUGUGUGUUUCUAUUACAACCAUGUUCCCACACACUGUCUGUUUCCUGAGCAGCUGGCGUUUGUCUGACAGUGUUGCAUUCACUGGAUCAAGUGUUUUCUGUGAAAACAGCCAUUUUGUCCCGUUUCUUCCGCAGGACUCAAGUGUUUCUUUUUUCUUUUUUUUUUUGAUACAGCCACUAAUUUCAAAAGCUCAGUUUUUUGUCAGAUUAAACUGUUUGAAUAGAGAAGACAUUCAUAUGUGCUCAUUUCAGUUGUUUUGUACUCAAAAGUAUUAAAUAAAUGUCUAAACAUAUGGAACGUUG